UGUGCUUCCAGGUGUCGGAUUCCACGUGGGAGGUGAGGGCUGUAUGGCCGCUCGCGCAAUCCGCGCGGCCUGCAGAGAAGCGUCUGGCUGUCGAGUUGUGGGAGUGUCGCGAGGGAGGCGCUGGGCCAAAGGGGCCCUGAAGCCUGGCGGGCGGCCGGGGGAGGGCGCGCAUCUUGGCGGAGGUGCGAGCACGGGUGGCACGUGUGUCCGCUUGCCGCGGCCGCCGCAGCGUUCGCCAGUUCUGGCCGCGGUCACCUGAGACCAGGCGGCCCCUAGCGCUAAGCCGGCCGCGGCUCCGAGAGGCUCUCCUCUCGCCUGCCUGAGCUCCGGCCUUGGCCGGCCUGGGAGCUUCGCAGUUGGCCACACCGGCCUUUUCCGCGCUGGUGACUGGCCUUAUUCGAAGGAGGAUUUCGGUGGACGUUAGGGGACCGAGAGGGGCUCCUGUGAGAGACCGAAGUUUCCGUCCCCACAGGCCUGUCCUCGCUGAAAAGAGAUUGCGUCAGAGCCCCCGCACCCCAGAAACGAGUCAGGCCUUCAGGCGUCUCGGGCAGCCGAAAUCUCUGCCGAGAGGCGACACACACAUCCUACCGGAGAGCUCCUACUGCCCUAACUAGAGCGUUAGGGCAAAAAUCGCAAAGCCUGGGGAAACGGGCACAUCUUAGAGCUGCUGGGGCCAGUGGGAUUUUCUUGCCCCCAUGGGUUUGCGGGGGAGGCUUGGCCUGUUUGGUCCAAAGCCUAGUGGAGAGAUGCGAGGGAGGCGCAGCUUGGAAAGACAGGAAAGGCACCCCAGGAGAGGGUGUGUGAAGGUAGCAGGAGCUGAUUAACUUUUUUCCUACAGUCUUGCUGGACUGCUUAGUCUAUGUCCUGCAAGGUGGACUUGAUUUUCAUGGUUUUUUCGCUUUCUCUAACUCUAUUUUUCCAGGAAUCUAUCCUUCUUGAGAGGAGGAAAUGACCAAGUUCCAGGAACCAGUAACCUUCAAGGAUGUCUCUGUGGAUUUCACCGAGGAGGAGUGGGGUUGCUGGACCCUGCUCAGAGGAAGCUGCACACAGCUGUGAUGCUGGAAAACUACAGUCACUUGGUCUCAGUGGCCUUAUGUUCGCAGUAUGAUACUGGAGUGUACAUCCUCAGCUGAUGCUCAACCCUUUUUGAUGCAUGCGUGUUCUACUUACAGGGGACACCUCUGCUGACUGGGCUUGGGAUGGAUCUAAUAAGAAUCCAGAUGGAGACUUGAAUGAAAAUUCUGUGGAGAAUCAACAGAAAGGACUUAGGUUAUCUCUUGCCUGAAUAGCUUUCCUCCUGGCAAAUAUUGGAAGAGAUGUCCAGUACAAUAACUGGGAGUCAGGAUUAAAUUGUGAAUCUUCAGUGUACAGGAACCCUGAACUAGAUGUUCCCCCUUGUCAAAAGUGGGGAGAAGCAUCUUCUCAUAUUUCCAAAAACAAAAGCAGUUUGGUGACUCUUCAGAGUGAUGAUUUAAAAAACAUGGAAAGUGAAGAAUAUUUGUCUUUGAAAGUCCCAAGCCAAAUGGCCACACAGGACUCAGUGACGUUCUGUAAGAAUGAGCCCCAAGAUCCUCAGGAAAGCAAAAGUCUGUUUGUAACUGAAGAAAGCACUGAGAGGAAAAUCUCAGAGAGCAAAAGUCCUCCCAUCGACCAUUGUUCAGAGAACCUUCAAAAUAAACUUGUGUCUGAUGUAAAAGAAGUGGUCUCGCCCUCAUUCAGAGGUGAGACAAUAUGCCACAUUGGCCAGUCAAAAGAAUCCUUGGAUCCCUUUGACUGUAAACACAAGGACAUUUGUGGUUGGAAGUCAUGGGUGAUCAGUCGUAGUCAUCAGAGAGCUCAUACAGAGGAGAAGCCCUGCACCCAUUAUGACUGUGGGAAAAUACGUACCACCAGCCCAGGUGGUCACCCAGGUGAGAAAAUCCACACUGCUGAGAAACUAUACAGAUGUAGUCAGUGUGGUAGGGACUUCAGUGAGCGCUCAGAGCUAGUCCUUCAUCAGAGGGACCACACAGAAGAAAAGCCCUACAGAUGUGAUCAGUGCGGGAAGGGCUUCACAAGAAGCUCAAGUCUCCUUAUCCACCGCGAAGUCCAUGCAGAUGAGAAGCCUUAUAAGUGCGACAAGUGUGGGAAGGGCUUCACGAGGAGUUCAAGUCUGCUCAUUCAUCACUCAGUCCACACAGGCGAGAAGCCUUACAAAUGUGACAAGUGCGGGAAGGGCUUUACUCAGAGCUCCAAACUGCACAUCCACCAGCGAGUGCACACUGGAGAGAAGCCCUAUGAGUGCGGGGAGUGUGGUAUGAGCUUCAGUCAGCGCUCCAACCUGCACAUCCACCAGCGCAUCCAUACGGGGGAGAGGCCCUACAAGUGUGGAGAGUGUGGGAAGGGCUUCAGUCAGAGUUCAAACCUUCACAUCCACCGAUGCUCACACACGGGGGAGAAGCCUUACCAGUGCUAUGAGUGUGGGAAGGGCUUCAGCCAGAGCUCAGACCUCCGCAUCCACCUCAGAGUCCACACGGGGGAGAAGCCCUAUCACUGCGGCAAGUGUGGGAAGGGAUUCAGCCAGAGCUCCAAACUCCUCAUCCACCAGAGAGUCCACACUGGAGAGAAGCCCUACGAGUGUAGCAAGUGUGGGAAGGGCUUCAGCCAGAGCUCCAACCUCCACAUCCACCAGCGGGUCCACAGGAAAGAUCCCCAUUAAAUGAGGUCUUCAAUCGCAUGCUUGUACUCUAAAGACUUAAAUAUUUUUAACAUCACUCUUAGUUUUAUAUUCUCAGGAUAUAGUAAGAGUUAUUCCGAUAACUUCCCUCACUGGAAAAUCAUUUAAAGUAUUUAACUACCAAGCACUUUGUUAUGCUACACAGUGAAUUGAUUGCCCUUGUUCCUCAGAUGGGUAGAGUGAAAAUGUCUAUACUGUGCUGUUCAGUCAGUGUUACUAGAACUACAUACCCUACCCAGCAUUUUUAAGUGCAAGAACCUUAUAUUUCUCCAAGCAGAACAUGUUUCCUUUGUUCACAUUCUCUGAGAAAUUGGAACUUUGGCUUCUCUUCAAAUCACAUGCCUUGUGUUUUCCUAUUUCCUUCCAGCCCUGAGUAGCCCUCUCUAAAUUCUGGUUAUACAAUGUUAGUUUUAGGUUGAGGGGGUGGUUGGAGGUAUAAUGGGCAUGGAAAUCUGUUAUUGCACACACGUACUACAGCCUGUGGCCUCACAAGAACGUGGAGAAGAGCUACUCGUGCAGUACACCCCACACACUACAGGAUGUGGGAGCCCUCCCCCUCCUCCCCAUAAGGCAACUGCUCAGGAACGUAAGUAGUUCUUUUUCCUGGGUGCAGCUAGUCUGUUGGGGUGCUUCCAGGUCUUGCCAUCUCAAAUGACACCCCCACCAAAUUAAAGCCAAGUAGGGUACCUACACCAUGUUGAAACAUGUUAAAUGAAGUUGAAAUAUAUUUAAAUGUAUUUAAUUUGUCUCUCAACACUGAACCUCUCUUAUUUCCUUAAAUUUCUUCACCAUCCAUGUUCUGAACCAAACAAAGGAGUCAGGAGAGAGAGUUCUGAUAUUUUUCUCUUCAGACUCAACUUGUUUUAAUAUUUGAUAUACCCCCAAAAAGUCAUUUGUUUUUGCAGCAUUGUUAUUGAACCAGACUGGGGUCUGCUUGCCCAUGCACAAUAAAGCCAAUCUACUUA
Delphinapterus leucas (beluga whale) is the source of this 3681-nucleotide messenger RNA. The record is from RefSeq and is a predicted model, not a curated record. Lineage: Eukaryota; Metazoa; Chordata; Mammalia; Artiodactyla; Monodontidae.